Molecule: messenger RNA, 1778 nt
Organism: Odocoileus virginianus texanus
Lineage: Eukaryota; Metazoa; Chordata; Mammalia; Artiodactyla; Cervidae
Source: RefSeq, a predicted model, not a curated record
AAAAAAAAAAAAAAGAUGCUAGCCAUUCUGUCUUGAAAUUUUUAAUCAUUUUUGAACAAGGGAUUUCACUCUUUUAUUUGCAUUGGGCCCUGAGAAGUGUGUAGCCGGUUCUACUGGGAGGGCACACAGCUUCAUCCUUGCAGGGUGUUCUGUGAACUCACAAUCAUGGUCACAAGAGAGAGGGUCUGACCAGGCCCGGGCUUAGCAGCCUGGUGGGAGGGAUGGAGGUUGUUACUGUCUGGGCCUAAAGGCAGCUCCUGGCCGGCCAGAGCGAAGCACUUGGAGCGGUGAAUAGGCGGGCAGGGGAGACCCUCCCAGCUUGCGCGGGUCUCUUUACUGCCUCGUUUUUGGAUCUGCGUUCCUGCCCGUGUGUCCCCGUCACAUGAGAUCUGCGAUCGCUUCCUGGGGUCUGCUUUGGGAAGGGAAGCCCAGCUGCAGGCACCCGCUCCGUGAUCAGGCUGCCUGCUCCCUGUCUGCACACUGUCCGUGGAAGGCAGAUUUAUCAAGUGAUUAACUAAGGAAACAUUUGUCUUGGGUCCUUGGGGGACUUUGCUCUCACGCUUGAUGACUUUGGCGGGAGGAAGACCUUUGGAUCAAGCUCUCCCACGUGCCCGAGAAAACAGACAUGACAGGCUGGUGGCCCGGGUCUGGCCAUCUCAGAACCCUGGGCUCCCUCCUUUGAGGCAGGGCACGGACACAUUCCGCUCAAGCCUCUUCUUCUCGACGAGGGUCCUGGAAGGGUGGGCCACUGAUGGGCUGGGUCUCCUGGGCUGCAUCUUCUCCACAUCCAGAGCCAGGCGAGACCUGCACAGUCCUGCUGCCCCUCGGAACCUGUCCAGCUUUUUAUAACUAUGAUGCUCGGGGAGUGGAUGAACUUUCUUUACAAAUAGGAGACGCCGUGCACAUCCUGGAGACAUACGAAGGGUGGUACAGAGGUUACACCUUAAGAAAAAAGUCCAAGAAGGGUAUAUUUCCUGCUUCGUACAUCCAUCUUAAAGAAGCCAUAGUUGAAGGAAAAGGGCAACAUGAAACGGUCAUCCCAGGCGACCUCCCCCUCAUACAGGAGGUCACCACGACCCUGCGAGAGUGGUCUACCAUCUGGAGGCAGCUCUACGUGCAAGAUAACAGGGAGAUGUUCCGAAGCGUUCGACACAUGAUCUAUGACCUUAUCGAGUGGCGGUCGCAGAUUCUUUCUGGAACUCUGCCGCAGGAUGAGCUCAAGGAAUUGAAGAAGAAGGUCACUGCCAAAAUUGAUUAUGGAAACAGAAUCCUUGAUUUGGACUUGGUAGUGAGAGAUGAAGAUGGGAACAUUCUGGAUCCAGAACUAACUAGCACGAUUAGUCUUUUCAGAGCUCAUGAAGUAGCUUCCAAACAAGUGGAGGAAAGAUUGCAAGAAGAAAAAUCUCAGAAGCAGAACAUAGACAUUAACAGACAAGCCAAGUUUGCCGCCACGCCUUCCCUGGCCUUGUUUGUCAACCUCAAGAACGUGGUCUGUAAAAUAGGAGAAGAUGCCGAGGUGCUCAUGUCUCUGUACGACCCUGUGGAGUCCAAGUUCAUCAGUGAAAACUACCUGGUUCGCUGGUCAAGUUCAGGAUUGCCUAAAGACAUAGACAGAUUACAUAAUUUGAGAGCUGUUUUCACUGACCUGGGAAGCAAAGAUCUGAAAAGGGAGAAGAUCAGUUUUGUGUGCCAGAUCGUCCGCGUGGGCCGCAUGGAGCUGAGGGACAAUAACACGCGGAAGCUGACCUCGGGCCUGCGACGGCCUUUCGGGGUGGCCG